Vitrella brassicaformis is the source of this 1810-nucleotide messenger RNA. Lineage: Eukaryota; Vitrellaceae. The record is from the annotation of a GenBank genome assembly.
CGCCACCGAGUUCAACUUGAAGUUAGCGCUAGCCUUCCCCGUUUGAGCAUGUCGAGGUUGUUCUUCCUUUCUCGGGCCCUCCUGGCCGCCCUCUUGCAGUGUGGGUCAGCCCUCCAUGUCAACGUCGGUGCCAAGGAAGCCGCCACCCGCCUGGGCUCCGUCACCGCCCUGACCUCGAACCUGACGGCCCUCAUGGCCGCCGGGCGUAAGACCUUUGGCUACACGACCACCGAAUACAACGACGUAUUCCUGACGGGCUGCCCCGAGCGUAAAAAGCCGACGCGAAGGCGCGUCUCAGUGCGUGAUGGAUCAUACGUUUGCAAUGGCAUGCAGGUGUGAGGAAGUAUCUCUUCAUGGCGCCGAGCAAGGAGGUCAACACGAAGGAAAACGCGCGGCCGUGGAAGGGGAGGCAGGUGGCCGUUGGCAAGUCGGGAGGGAACGUCAUCUGCGAGCGAGCAAUCGCUACAAUAUAUACGCAUACAGGAGAGUUUUUCCUGUGGCUUUUUUCCAGACAAGAAGCUGACCUAUCACCACACCAUCAGCAAGUCCUUCCUCAAAAUGUUCUGGUAAGCCGCUGGAGAGGCACGACGUAUCAACACUGAGAUGGCUAAUGCAUCUGGUGUGUGGCAGGAAUACCUUGGUGUGCUCCGGCAAGUUCAACAACGAGCUCGCCCAGCUCCUCACCGUAAUUAGUGGGGAGGCCCGAGAGUACGCCUUCAAGAAGCGCGUAACAGAGAAGACUGCGUCCCUGUGGCAAGUGUGGGCGACCCACUUUGACUCUUUCACGAUCAAACACCGCAAUGAGAAGAAGGCCUGGAUGAGAUUCAAAAAGAGCUUCCUCUGGAUGCCUGUAAGUCACGGCAUGCCCACAUUGCUAUACUCGACUAAGUCGACUUCCAUCCCUUUUCUAUUGUGGACUGACAGGGCGAGCUCGUGAAGGGACCACACCCGUCGAUGCGCGCGUCGGACCCCGGGGACGCCUUCGAUGAAGAGACGUGCUGGUUUCACCGAUGCGUCCAGCACGAAGAUGGUACCGUCGAGCCUUCGUGUCCCUGGUACCAUUACGUUGGAGCGGUACGAAUCAUCUAUAUGGCCACUUUGCGCACUCCUGCCGUAUGUAUGUCUGCACUGUCCACAAUUAUAUUGACAGGUGGUCCAGCAUGUCAUCACCGGUGUGGCCGACGGCAGAUACGAUCCCCUUUACAUCGACCAAUAUCCCGGCACUGACGAGGAUGGACUGACGAAGACCACAUUUCUCAGAGAUCAGAUCAAGUGGGCACUCUGGCACCUCCAGACGUUCAUCAGCUUCAACGGUCAGUCUGAGACACACGCACAGAUGGCGGAUGUAUUGACUCUUUCACAUCACCUGCACAUGCCACACAGGUGACAGCGAGGCGUGGAUGCCUGCCUGGUGGGCUUGGGUGAACACCAAAAGGGGUCCCAGGUGGCAGGCCAAGACGGGCAAGCUGAAGCGCCUCGCCCAGGAGAACCCCGAUCUCUACUGCCAGAUCACCAAUGGCUUCGUUCACGAGACGGACCCUUCCAGCGAAGAAGAGGAGAGUUGGGUGCCCGGCGACCUCUUCGAGCCAAUCCCUGGCUUCCCCUACGUCGAACACGAGCCUGAGGAAAUGGACAAGGUCGCCCACGAAAACACGAUUGUCGAGGCCACGGCAUCCAGCGACGAGGAGAGCGAGGGAGACGAGGAGGAGGAGAUGGACAUCUGGUGAACAGACACACUUGCAUGCACACACAGACGGCAGUCACGAGAGAGAGAGAGAGAGAGAGAGACAUUCGACUGGGUGACUGACUG